This is a messenger RNA of Styela clava, 1518 nucleotides long. The record is from RefSeq and is a predicted model, not a curated record. Lineage: Eukaryota; Metazoa; Chordata; Ascidiacea; Stolidobranchia; Styelidae.
CCAAUAUUUUUCAACACAAGAUAAUUUCCUAACCCCGGAGGAGCUCUACAACUGAUAAAGGGAAACAUAUUCUUCACAAGGCGGGAUAGUAUAAAAAUUAUGUUGAUGAUAAGCAAAGUUUAUGAAAAAAUUAAAACCUAGAACUAAUAUCACAUUGGUUUGAAAGUGAAAAAAUCCAUAUUUGAAAUAAAUAUGUGCUAUGUUUCGCAUCGUCCCGUCAACUACCAGAGCAAUUGAAGGGCAUCACACGGCGGGACCAUGCUCUAUUAUUCCAACGCUUGGUGGCGAAAGGUCAAAUAACAUAUUAAUUGAAAUUUCAAAAUCCAUGCGAAAAGAUCGCAAUACAGUAUCAAUGGAACACGAAACAAAAUAUCAAUUGGUCCUAUAUUGGUACCGCUCGUCGUACUAGCUUCAGGAUGUUAAAUGAUAACGGAGCCUUUUUCUUCAUCUCCAAACGGAAACUAAUGCGGAAAACAUGAGAAGAAGUUUAGAUAAUAUAUAUACAGCACGAACGAGUGACGCUUGUCAAAACCAUACGAAACACGAUUGCUGAAACAGUAUCAAUCGGAGCGAGAAACGGUCAAUUAUUGGACCAAACUUUACAUAUCCUACAAACUGUAUCAUAACGUACAAAAGAAGAUGCGAGUUAUCGAAGUCUUGACAAUGACAAUUGGAUGCGUCUUACUGUUAAGGAUGAGCGAAUCUGAAGCAUCGCCUUUAAAAAGAGGGCACGUUGCCGGACACGACGCCAAAAAACCAUCACACAUGGUGAGAGAACAGGCGAUAUUGAAAGCCCUUCAUCACCUUGUUCGCCAAGAAUCGAACCCCACCGUGAGACAUGAAAUAUCACACUUCCUCGCAAGGAUGAGAAAACUCCGAUCUCGAAGACAUGUAGAUGGUUUAUUCAGCGCAAUUUCGGGAAAAGCUUACGAUGAAGAAUAUACAAGAGUUUUCAUCCGAUCCUUGAAACAAAGAUACUUUGAGCGACAGAGAGAAUGCUACAACGCAAUUUUGGUAUUUGCCGAUCAACCAGAAUUGUUCAAAGCAGCUCUUGAACAAUGCGGUUGAGUACUAUGGAUUUCAAUUGGUAAAUGGCUGACAGUAUAUUUAUUGAAUGAAUAAAAGGAGAAACCUUAUUGAGACGUGCUCUGAAUGAACUGGAGGUGUAAGCGGUGCCAUUUCGCUGAUGAAAAGGUGACUUUCGUUCGUCGACAUCGAGUUACAAUAAACGAAGCUGCACGAGAUUAUAUACCCCAGAAGACAUGUCUUAAAUUGACACGGCGACAUUUCAUCGUUACAAUCAUUUAUCAUUACUUUUGCUUCAAUAUUUUCAUAUUUCACACAAUACUAUUUGCCGUAAUGUAUAUUUUGCCUAGUUCUCGCCUAUUCAAAAAUGUAUAAUUUAUUGCUAUUUAUUUCGAUAUAUAUGUCUACUAUAAUUUACUGUUAUUAUUAUUCUUUUACAACAAAUGCAAUUUUUAACUUUAAAUUUUUGAUCUAUAAAUCCUUACAUCAAGA